Messenger RNA from Cladocopium goreaui, 3260 nucleotides. The record is from the annotation of a GenBank genome assembly. NCBI's taxonomy places the organism in Eukaryota, Dinophyceae, Suessiales, Symbiodiniaceae.
UCUGUUCAUUCCAAAAAACUGGAGCCAUGGUCUCAGUGGAGUUCCCAGCAGAAUGGGACGAUGAAGGUGUGCUCGGUAACCAUGGAGUCUACAGUGAAGAAAGCUACCAAGAAGGCGAUGUGGACGACACAUACGAGCAAGACGAGCAAGAGGCUGGUGAUGGCACGGACGUCACGUUUGACAUGCAGAAUGAGAAUGAGAACCAAGACCAUGACGACACCCACGAGGAUGCACAGGAUGAUCCUGAUGAGUUCGAGGAAGUCGCUGAGGAGAUCGAGGAUCAGGAUUCCUACGAAGCACAGGAAGAAGAUGUCGAACAGGCCGAGACUGACAGAGACAACCACGGCUGGGAUAGUGUCAACUACGAGUCGUCCAGAAAGCGGAACAGAUCUGGUCAGAAGUGGGGCGCGUGGCACCAGCGCGAGCACUGGUCAGAGCACACCAAGAAGGAGCCCACUGACAACCAGGAACAACCCAGCCAAGUGCAGAUGUUUAUUCGUUCAAAGCAUGGAGACUACCAUAUUCAGAUGCCAGUGCCAACGCAACCUGCAGAGUCCUUGCAAACUGCUCCCAAGGUGCAGAAGCUCCCAGCCAGGCAUUCGCAGGCCGCGCAGGCCGCUCAGGCCGCGCAGGCCGUGCAGGUGGUUCAUCCUUGGCAUACGGAGGUCACCAGCUCUGAGCCCGAGCAGCGCGAGCAGCGCAUCUGGCCGGCAGGGCUUGCCUCAUCCUUGAAGAAAGGUGGUAAGGGCAGCAAAACGAAGGGCGGCAAAGGCAAAACAAAGGAUACCAAGGGAUCCAAGGGAUCCAAGGGAUCCAAGGGAUCCAAGGGAUCCAAGGGCAAGGGCAAAACAAAAGAUGCGGCAGGUAAAGGAAAGAGGCCUGUGCUGCUGCCGGAGCCACUGCUUCCUGAUACUGCUAGAGGUCUCCCACGAGGACUAGUAGCCGGACCGCCCGCAGGUCCCACAAGACCAAAACUAGUCGGACCACCCACAGGUCCAGGCAACUCUGCCAAAGGGCCGCAACUACACGUUCCUGCACAACAAACAGGUCCCACAAGACCAAAACUAGUCGGACCACCCACAGGUCCAGGCAACUCUGACAAAGGGCCGCAACUACACGUUCCUGCACGACAAACAGGUCCCACAAGACCAAAACUGGCCGGACCACCCACAGGUCCAGGCAACUCUGCCAAAGGGCCGCAACUACACGUUCCUGCAAGACAAACAGGUCCACGAGCGGUGCCAGCCAGACCUGAAGGUGCAAAGCGACCGUUGGGGGUUGGUGCGAGUCACCUAGGUGAGGGCUUCAAAGCUGAGCCACGGGCACCAACUCCGCAGCUCCAGGAGCAGCAACGCACAGCACAGCCGAAAACUGUGACGAUGAAGGUCGUUCUGAAGCCUGUGGUAGCAGAGAAACUGAAGCAAUUAAAUUCUCGAGGUGUGAAGCUAACGCCCGAAGCCCUGCGGGGCUUGGCAGCAGCUGAUGCGAAAGAUGCAGAAGUGCUGAUGCAGGCGUUGUUGAGUCGUGGAGAGGUGCCCAACCCCUCAAACUUUAUCACAGCUAGCUUGGCCAACCUGGCCAAGAGACAGGCCACUGCUCCCAUUGAGCAAAGCCACUCAGUCCAGCACCAGCCUGCGGCGGCCCGUGCGGCCCCGGCUUCAGCUGGAACCUCUGCAGCUAAAGUCCUUCCCAGAGGGAAGGGGCCAAAGGGGCCGAAGGGGCCGAAAGGGCCCAAGUUCUCCGGAGCCGGCGCCGGUCCUGCUGGCUCCGGCCCGCGCACGGCACCUGUGGCAUCACCGAAGGUGCCAGGACAGGGCCAGCCCCCGAAGCGACGCACCGCCGAUUUGCCUUUCGAGCGACUUGCUGUGCAGGCAAAACUCUUUGCAGUCAACAAGCAGGGCAUUUGGGCCAAGCAAGGCAAAGCCUUGGACGAGUCGGCGCUCUCUGCAUUGAUGCAAAUCGAGCCUGAACCAUUGUCACGCCACAGUUAUCUCUCUGUGGUGUGCGAUCUGUGGUGUGCAAUGACAUCCGCAUCCGCAGCUGCGAUGUGGGACACUGGCACCAUUAUGUUCGUGGCGUUGCUGCUCUUGUUCAUUUGGCGCUUCUUCUUUCCCUUCGCGUUUCUGACAGAGCGAAUACAACAAGCCAACUACACAUUCGUACUUUAUGCCCUGCUCUUCUUCCUCUUCAUUUACAACUCCGUGAUUUUUAUCUCCACGGCUUUGGAGCAGGAUGGAAAGGCUGGCUGGUCCGGUUUGCCAAAGUGGCUUCACCCCUUGACCUUGAGCACAACUGGGACAUAUUUCAUCACCCUCCUGAUGUGCUUCGUCCAGUCUGGUCAACAUCUUCUUCUGGUUCGCUCAGGCGUAGCUGCCAAGCACCAUGAUCAGGUGCUUCAAGUGAUUGCGCUUCCGGCGGUUUAUGGCGGCAUGGCAUACAGCAGCAUGACGCGGCUGUAUCAAUUUCAUGUGCAGAGUUAUGUGGACACACCGAGCAUCCUGCAGCUCCCCCCCUCCCAACAAGAGAGCAUCGCAAUAUCCAGGAGUGAAACCUGCUUCUUUGUUGGCGACAUGUUUGAGUCCUGGACUUUGUACCACUUUGGUAAGAUGACUCUGGAUGUCGUAGAGGCUUCCAUUCAGAGGCAACGGCAGAGCAGCGAGCUUGAUCAACAAGCUGAAGCACGAGGCAUGUUGACCUCACAUGCUGCAGUGUGGGCGAUGGUUUGGGCGAGUGUGAUGAUGUUUCUUCUCGUUUCCUUUGCUGAGACUGGGUGGUCGUUGUAUUUGUUGAAUUUUGCUGCUGUGAAUUCCACUGAAGAGUUCGACAACUCUUUGACGGUCUUCACGGGUGCUGGUUUCGUGGCCUCUGGCGUGGCAUUGUGGAACAUCGCUGUGGUCGAGAGAACAUUCCACAAGAACUUGGAAGGCUAUAGCCCAUUGCUGAAGUUCAUCACAGUCAAGAUCCUGGUGUCCUUCGCAUAUUUCCAGAAAGGAUGCUUCUACAUCCUGCAAGCUCUGCAGCACACUCUACCAAAGGAGGGGCAAAAACUGGCAAAGUCAGUCCCUUUUUUUGGUCAGAUUAUGGAAAUGGACGAUGCUCACUUUGAGCUCUUCUACUCGACACUGAUGGUGUCAGAGUGCUUCCUAGUGUCCGGACUACACCUGAUUGCAUGGCAAGCAUCAGAGGACUGGUAUGAGAAGGCUCUCAUCAUCGACGAGACCAGCCGGUUGAUGCCAGAAAAGUCCGAAGAUAAAGCGUAG